Molecule: messenger RNA, 1569 nt
Organism: Guillardia theta CCMP2712
Lineage: Eukaryota; Cryptophyceae; Pyrenomonadales; Geminigeraceae
Exons: 17
Coding region: 1-1569 (522 amino acids)
Source: RefSeq, a predicted model, not a curated record
AUGGGUCGACUCUCCCGACUCUUUCCUGUCCUUGCCAUCCUUGCCGUCGGCCAUCUCAGCGUCUCUGAGGCCUACAGCUGCUACAACGGAACCGAUCAGGCGGUAGAGUGUGCACUGGGAUGCUUUUAUCGAUUCCGACCGGACGGAGCCCUCUACGGCUGUGUCGACGCGUCCCUGCAAAACCUGACGGGAUACUCCUACACCGGCGGGUUCUUCUACUAUGUUUGCCAGGCGGACAUGUGCAACCGAGCGGUCGAGACGUUGAACUGCUCCACUUACAACGAGAGCCUCUCCACCUCCUCCGGCGCGCAGCAGAUGAUCAGGUCGAGCUGCCCUGCAACCUUUCGAUGCGUCGCCACCCUUCACGAUGGGCUGCAGCGAGGAGGGUGCGUGUCGGGCGAUCGGGUGUUUCUCCUCAUGAACGAGGUCCUCCAAGACUAUCAAAUCCAGUCAAGGACCUCGUUCUACCCAGAGCCCAGCGCCGAAGUCGGCGAGAUGCAGGCAUCUGCCUUCAACGGGCUCCCAGCCUACUUCGUUUCCUGCAAUGCCGCGAUGUGCAAUGAUGGGCCUUUCAAGACGGUUCUGUCAAACCUUCUGACCAAGACAACCUCUUGGGUCAGUCAGUCGUCGAAGAAAUGUGGAGGGCUGAAUACUCUGUCUGUCAUCAUCGCGUCCAAGCUUCCGAUCUCAUCGGGCGCCAAGGUUGAGCUCGGCGGUUCGUUGCCGAGCUUCCCCUUUCUGGCGCAUCUGCAUCAAGCUUGGUCGGAGGGAGCCAAGGGGAUGCGGAACUUAGGGGCGGACCUUUCCUUGAUCAGCUUCCAGUUCUCCGUCAUCAACCCCACAGAGAAUCCGAGGGAGUUCCAUGAAACUCCCUUGCUUCUGAUAGAUGGCAAGAGCAUCGCUCUCCAGGAUCCGUUUGGGUUGCUUGCAUUUGAAUGCUUCCCGAUCAAGGAAUUGAGCGAAACUUGUGACUUCGAUGGUACUGAAGGCGGACUCUAUCGUAAAUCGCACGUCAGUUUUGCUGCUAUGAUGAUUCGACUCCAGAUCCAACAAGGGACGCGUUUUACAGUCAGCGGCUUGCAGUACUAUUCCAUGGUGGGCCCAGCGACUACGAAUGCAGACGAAUACCUCGUAAAGAUUGGAGGACAAGAUUCCUCCUUAAUGUUCUCAGCCGGUGAACAAGUCGACCCAGGGCAUGGGAUCUGGAAUGACAAGAGCAAGAGUUUGAUGUUCUACUACUUCAACUACGAGGGUAACGUUGAGAUCCACACCAAACUCCUUCAGUUCGAGUUUUUGGUGGUCCACGUUGAGCCCAGCUCGUACAUGCCGACUGUUUCCCAGAAUGCAAGCAAGCAUUUCCUCCCAGUCAUCAAGUGGCACAGUCGAUGGCGGAUACAUUACGACGGGGACGGAAAGAUUUGCGAGAAGCUUAAUAUCACCAACGUUGCAUGCGAGGACAGCGAGAAGAUGGAAACAGUUUACCUUCCGCUCGCAGAUCGAUUCGCUGUCAAUGGCGCGUUGGUCGAUGUAUGGGUAACCCGAAACCGAAUUUGUUUUGGAUAUGGGUGA